UGUAUGAACUUUUAUUAUGCAGGACAAAUGGUAUAUGAAUGAAGUCCGAAGAAAAGAAGCAUUUAAAGGAGAAUAAGGAACUGAAUACAAAGCACAUUCAGACUGACAAAUUACUGAAGACAUUCACUUCACUAAGAUUGGUGGAUAAAAGCAUACAAAAUGGCAGAGGGCAAUGACAUGACCAUCAACUUUCUUAUGCUUGGAAGAACUCAGACUGGUAAAAGUGCUGCUGGGAACACACUGCUYGGCAGCUACGACUUCCAAAGUCACCUCUCGCCAAGCUCCGUGACCACACGCUGCAGCCUGGGACGCAGCAGUCGUGUUUUAGGGAUUAUACGAAGGAAUGGCUGCGAGCUUGCUCUCCGCAUUCAAAUACUUGACACUCCAAGCUACCCCCACAGCAGCCUGAGCAAAGAGCAGGUACAGCACGAAGUGAGAAGAGCGCUGGCUCAACACUUCAGAGAGGGUCUACAUCUAGCUCUUCUGGUCCUGCGGGCUGACUUGCCUCUGUGUCCUGAUGACAAUGARCAGAUAAUUCAGUUCAUUCAGGAACUUCUGGGUCCCACAUGGAAGGAUUUCACUGCAGUUUUACUUACUCAUGCAGACAAGGCAGAAGAGGCUGGAUUCAGUGAGGAUGCUUAUUUGCACAGUGCCUCAAAUACUUUGUUAUCACUUUUAAGCUUAGUACAGCACAAAUACAUUUUCUUAGACAACCAGAAGAACAUAAUUAAAGAGGAAAGAGCUACAAUCCUAAGAAAGCUCUUGGAUUUUAUAAGAGAAAAUGAUCAUCAACGGCUUCUACCUAAACACACAAAGGGAUAAGCUUUCAGCUUACUGGAUGAAGUUCAAAGCCACCCAAAAAAUCCGGGAGACUAAGAAAUCCAUGUAUUUCAUUCCAGUGGUUAGAAAAGUGCUUACUGUUUCAGUGGUUAGACAGCAGACAGCUAAGUAUUAGAUGCUAAAACAUAUGA
Molecule: messenger RNA, 971 nt
Organism: Nothoprocta perdicaria
Lineage: Eukaryota; Metazoa; Chordata; Aves; Tinamiformes; Tinamidae
Gene: GIMD1
Product: GIMAP family P-loop NTPase domain containing 1
Exons: 5
Coding region: 160-822 (220 amino acids)
Molecular function (GO): GTP binding
Source: RefSeq, a predicted model, not a curated record